GUUGUAUAUGGAACGUAGGUUUUAAAAGUGUUGAAUUAAUCAGUGGAUGAAAUCAGUAAUGCUAUUUGUAGAUGUACAGGAAAGAAUAUAACCAGGCAGUCUCCCCCUUUUACCAUUUAGAGGCUUGGUAAAGCACACUGUGAAACAUGGAAGAAACAACAGCCAAGAUGUCUAGCAAAAGGGCAAAGACGAAGACCACCAAAAAGCGCCCUCAGCGCGCAACCUCCAAUGUAUUUGCAAUGUUUGAUCAGUCACAGAUUCAGGAAUUCAAAGAGGCAUUUAACAUGAUUGAUCAGAACAGAGAUGGCUUCAUUGACAAGGAAGAUUUGCAUGACAUGCUUGCUUCUCUUGGGAAGAAUCCAACUGAUGAAUACCUAGAUGCCAUGAUGAACGAGGCUCCAGGCCCCAUAAAUUUCACUAUGUUCCUUACGAUGUUUGGAGAAAAGUUAAAUGGCACAGAUCCAGAAGAUGUCAUCAGAAAUGCUUUUGCUUGUUUUGAUGAAGAAGCGACAGGGUUUAUUCAAGAAGAUUAUCUGAGAGAGUUGCUGACAACAAUGGGAGACAGGUUUACAGAUGAAGAAGUUGAUGAGCUGUACAGAGAGGCACCAAUUGAUAAAAAGGGCAAUUUCAAUUACAUUGAAUUCACACGCAUCCUUAAACAUGGAGCAAAAGACAAAGAUGAUUGAACAAAAUUCCAGGCACAUGCAAAUAUCUCUAGUUUCCACUUGUGUUUAUUUUUGAGGGUUUUUUCCUGGUAGAACCUGUUGCAUGCAUUUAGCGCUACAGCUUUUGCCUAUCUCCGUAUAUUUAUCUAUUUCAGGCCAUUCCAGCAAAUUUGCACCUGUGUAAUCAGACUGGAAAUGAGGGGCCUUUGUCCCCUAUAAUGAAAAGGAUUGGGGACAAAGUUUGAAUUUGAAGGCCCAGGGGGAAAAAAAAUCUCAGUGUUUCUGGUUUAGCUGGAUUUUUACAUUUUUGUAAUAAAAAUGCCAUUUUGAAAUAAAGAUUACUAUAUAAAUAAAAUACCUCAAACUUUUGUGAAGGGUGACAAUUUUAUUAUUACUAAAUAGGCUUUUACAAAUGAAGAACUGUUACCUAAUUUUUAAUUUCUGGUAAGAUCCAGUGAGUUUACCACUUCAUAGCAUUUUGUAAAACAAAGCUUGUUUUGUUUCUUUGUGCUCUGAAGGUGUGGUUUUGAAAUUAUGUUGCCUAAGUACAAGAAAGUAAUGGUUUUAGUCCCUGAAAGGAAAUCGGGCUGGCAUAAAUGGUAUUCAGAUGGAAUGGCUGGAGAAGAUGACUGUAAUGGUGUAAUCUGUUAUUUUCCUCAUAAUUAUUGAGGAUCUUGGGAAUAUUUUUUUUGUAUGCAGAAUACUAAUUUGGUGAACAGGAAUAUAGAAGGCAAGACUAACGUGCUUUUGUAGCCUACGUACAAGCUAGGCAUAUAUUAAUAUCUAUGCUCCAUUGCAACUAGUACCCUCAAAAAGAACUUUGUUCCAGACUGAAAUUUCUAUGCUGUCAUUACCUAAGGCUAUGUUUAAAAAAAUUACAAAUAUUGCUGCUAUGCAGUCCUGUUGGCUUCCUUUGCAGCUGGAGCAUUCCAAUAUUCUUUGGGGCAAGCAGUGCAAUUAGUUUUAAGCAGGAGCUUUCAGAGUUUGGGAAUGGGAUUCCUUGUGCUUACCUGAAAGAACUGGGACUUGGAUAUGAUGUUAAACAAAAGUUAAAGAACAUGGGAUUUCCAUUUUUUUUCUAGAUUCUUAUUCUGAUGGGUUUUCAGUAAAAGUAGAAGGGAUCUUUUAAAGAUUAAAAUUGCACUAUGAAAUGCUGUUUUUAUUCACAGCUACUUUAUAUAUAUAUAUGUAAAGUUCAUUUCUAAUCUAACUCACGUUUUUAGCAUAGCAAUUCCUAAAGUUUUUUUAUUUUACCCUGGGGCAGUCUUUCAUUCUCUCAUUCAAUGUUUUAAUUAAAACCAGUCCUUGUGGUAACUCUUUCCUUUUAAAUCCUUUUGCCUUUGCUCUCGUAGGUUUGUUCCCCCUGCCCUCCAUGGUAGUGUUCUGCAAAAAAAGGAGGUACUGGGAUUGCAUAUUCAGCAAAUGGCCUUUCAAAAAAAUGUGUUAUUGCUGAAAUCUUACAGAUGUUCUAAGAUGAUGUGCUUAGCAACAAUGCUAGAGUGCUGUGGUAGCUAUUGGGAGGAUGAAGUCUAAAACAUAAUGCUGUACUUAAGAACUUGGCCUAUCCAGGUUGGGGAUGGGAGGGGGACCAAUAACUUAGCUUUUUAAGAAACAACAUAAGCUAUUGAAAAAUAGCUAUAUAAUAUUGAAGCUGUAACAACAGAUACAAAAUAAACCACUUAUGCUCUAUGUUCAACUUGUCCCAUAAGUUUUUGUGUAAGUCCAUAUAUGAUGUCACAUGUCAUGAAACACAGCCCAUUUGGCUUUGUUUAUGCAUGCCAGUAGCUACCUGCUUUAUCUCAGCCACUUACUAAUGGAUGUAUCAUAGAGCAAUGACUUUUGAUGGUCCCUGUAUGCUGUCAGCACUCAAAUCUCUUGCACCUUAGUUCUUGGGAUGUUUCAAUUUAAAGUGUCAGGCACAGUCCUUUUGGAUUUCUUUUGUUCAGCACUCCUUGAUUUGGAAACUUCUACCUUAAGUAGAACAAACAUUUGUUCUGUGGUGCACUGGAAGAGCAUAGGAUCCAAUGAAGCUUAGUACUUCUCCCCAUUUCUUAGAAUACACAUUUUUGGGUUUUGCAGUGUUCUUAAGGGAGAAAAGUAUGGCAUCACAGCAUGGGUUUUGUAUAAGCCACACUUUGAUAAACUUUUUUCUACAUUUCUAUGGAGCCUGUUGAAAUAUGAAGAUGCUGCUGUGUGUAUCAACUUUAUGCAUGGUGUAGCAAAGAAAAAAUGAAACAAUCUUUUAAUGCACGAGCUAUAGAGAAGAAAAUCUCAACUGGAAGAUUUUAAUAGUGAAGAAGAGCUUUCGGAGAUGUCCUAGUAUUGCAUGAUGUUCUAUGAAGUUCACUUUUGCUUGGUACCUCUACUGCAGUUGACUUCUGCAUGGGCACAAUACCAUAACAACAUAAGGUUAUGAACAGGAGCAUCUAAGAGACCAUAUAAGAGCAUCAGAUCAGUUUUUUUAGCUCUGGCCAGGAAUGUAUGAACAGCUGAGUCUGCAUGCCUGAGCCCAUAGCAAUGUCAUCAGUAAUCCACUUCCAAAAAUAAAGAUAACUUUGGUCACUAAAGAAGAGUUUGAGAUACUGAUGCUUUUGAUCUAGUAUUGUGGAGUAGGAAACUUGAAUUGUAAUACUAUGUCAUCAUCACGUUGUCUUCCCAUGGGGCUCGUGUAACAGCCUACAUGUUCUGUAUCAAGCACUGUUUUUGCUACAAAUUUACCGGUAUUAGGGGUUUUGUAGACAUUAAUUUUAGAGUCUUUAAGUGUCUUGAUAAAGCAAGACUCCAUUAAGUUACAUGACUUCAUUUUUUUCCCUCUACAAAUUAUAUUGUCAACUUAACAAAAUGACUCUCUUCUUGCAAUAAAAUUUAAUGAUUUCCACUAUA
This is a messenger RNA of Alligator sinensis (Chinese alligator), 3548 nucleotides long. Its product is annotated as myosin regulatory light chain 2, smooth muscle minor isoform. The coding region runs from base 147 to 686 and encodes 179 amino acids. The record is from RefSeq and is a predicted model, not a curated record. Lineage: Eukaryota; Metazoa; Chordata; Crocodylia; Alligatoridae. The transcript is spliced from 4 exons. Gene Ontology annotation, molecular function: calcium ion binding. Gene Ontology annotation, cellular component: cytoplasm.